Molecule: messenger RNA, 1371 nt
Organism: Fomitopsis serialis
Lineage: Eukaryota; Fungi; Basidiomycota; Agaricomycetes; Polyporales; Fomitopsidaceae
Exons: 3
Coding region: 326-994 (222 amino acids)
Source: RefSeq, a predicted model, not a curated record
GACUCACCAGUGCACAGACCAGGCUGAUGUCGUGAGCAUUGCAGCUUUCGAGCGCCCGUUAGAUGACCCGUGGCCCCGGGCGCAAUUGGUGGCAGGUGCGGAAAGGUAUAGUUGUCUGCGCUCUGCCAAGGAGUUGUCGAUUCCGACAGCAAACGCUAACCAGAGAGCCUGUGACGACUUCACCAGUGGCACUUCAGUACAUUGCAACGUGAAGUGUAUGUAGUGGUCAAGCGACGCCAUAACACAGUAACUACAAGAGAAGUUCACACAGCUGUGAAACUGUCGUGCCCAAUAUUAACGGUCACUCCAGUUACUUCACUAUGGGAUGGUGGACCUUCGCCGUCAGCCGCUCCGGAUCCGCUCCACCGACCACCGGCACGCCACUGGCAGUACCUGUCGUCAUCAUGUCAUUAGCGUGGGCUCCCUCGAUUGCACCCCUCUGCGGAUCCGAUCGCUCAUUCCUCCACCGAAACCGCACCUAGGACGGGUUCUGCGUCCCGUCCGUUCUUGCAGCCUCGGAGGCUGCUUACUACGGGUCUUAUGUCUUCUCGCUAUCUUGGUCUUACCUCGCUGCCGACUCUCCGCGUACCGUACCCCAUGUAUAUGGUACCCUCUCCGUACCUUGCCUCAACUCUGCCGUCUACACGGGCAGUCCUGUCGUUCUCGUCAUCUCAGUGCGCAUUCCCGCCCUCCACUUGCCUCUGUGCCAAUGCGACAUGUCCGCGGCUAUGUCCUCUCCCGCGCUGGCGACCACCAUGCUGCUCCUCGCUCUCCUUUGUUCCGACGUCAUAGAACGGCGCGUACACAUACCGUGACGUGCGUGCGCAGGGCACCGUUGCCAGUGAUGGAUAGACUACAGUGCGCACUCAAAGGGCAGCAUGCACAUUCUGCCUCUUCUGAUGUUCUGCCCACGUCGUGUCUCGCCACUUCUCCUCGGCAGUAUUGGACAUUGACAGUGUCCCGCUGCGUGCUCCGAGUAACGCGUGCAUCCUGACACGGGUUACACAUGUCCUGUGCUAACAUCCCUGACGUCGUGUGCAUACUAUCGGUUGCAUUCGCUUUCUCACAGACAACACGGAGUCGACAUUCAUCGCUACCGUCACGACUCACCAGCAAGCACAACUCCCGGCCAGUGGAGUCCUCGCCACCGUCACUUGCUGAAAAUCGUCGUGUCGCAUCUCUGCUUUGUCCAAUGCCGAGCAUCCUGCGUACCGAGGUACUUGAUAGCCACUCACAUCCACUUGAUAUGGUACACAGCACAGUAAAAUUUGGCCUUCGAGUCCUGAUAGGCCAUAUGUAGGCUCUCACCCGGCUCGCUCCCCAGGCGACGAGCUAAUCUUCCUUAUUAUAUGUAACCUAAUUAUAUUGAGC